Messenger RNA from Galdieria sulphuraria, 1467 nucleotides. RefSeq names its product peptidylprolyl isomerase. Gene Ontology annotation, molecular function: peptidyl-prolyl cis-trans isomerase activity. Lineage: Eukaryota; Rhodophyta; Bangiophyceae; Galdieriales; Galdieriaceae. The record is from RefSeq and is a predicted model, not a curated record. Bases 21 to 1415 code for a protein of 464 amino acids. The transcript is spliced from 11 exons. Gene Ontology annotation, biological process: protein peptidyl-prolyl isomerization.
CAAUCAUUUACAAAAGGGAGAUGAUUGCAUAUCAGUUCUGUUUUGUGGCUUCUCGUGACUGGGGUUGUACUCGUCUAUAUAGCUCAAAGUGUUUUCGCUAUGGCUACAAGAAUGGGGCAAGAAGUGGUAGAAAACAAAGCAACGCACACUGUUCUUCUACAAGAAUCAACUGUAUUGCCAGAAACUUUCAAACAAGCUUACAGAAUCUUGUAAAACUAUUGGAGAAUAGUUUUUGUCAAGAACGGAAUAGACAAAGUAGAGCAACUGUCAUUUUGGUGCUGGCAUCUUGUCUAGUGCUUUCUCCAAUUCAGUUCAACAGUGUUGACGGGAGUUUCGGCAGUGUUCCAGCACUGGCCGCUAAAAAUAGAUUUGCACCAGGCACUAAUGAACCUGUUGUUAAAGAUCCAGAGGCCAUAUUGCGAAAUGCACUUCCCAUUGAAAAUAAGACAAUUCGAAAAAUACAACAUUCAUUGGAGUCGAUACCGAAGGACAUUAGAACUCGCUCCUGGUCCAAGAUAGAACAAGAAUUUAAGCAGGCGAAUAGCUUGUUAGAUAAACAAAAGGAUGACAUUCUCUCCAAUAUUCUGGAGUCUAGAAGGACAGAGGCUCGAAACUUGUUGGAUAAUCUCAUUUCACACAAGUUACCGUCUUUAAGACAAUCGAUAUCACAAAGAGACUCAGAAAAGAUAACCUUAUUCAACGUCGAUAUCUUAAGAGAUAUUGCCGUAUUGGAGGAAGAUAUGGUGAAGCAGUUUCCGUAUGAGGUUCCUAAGGAGUUCGAUCACUUGCCACAAUUGAAAGGACGAGCAGUUGUUGAAAUGACUAUUAAGAAGGCUAACAAUCAGAAAUUUGAUCUUGACGGUCAACUUUUUGAUAAGGGUCAAGUGACACUGGUCAUCGAUGGAUAUUCAGCUCCAGUAACUGGGGGAUGCUUCGUUGACUUGGUUAAUCGGAGAUUUUAUGACGGUAUGAAAGUAAUUCGUUCUGAUGGAUUUGUCAUACAGACAGGUGAUCCAGAAGGACCGGAUGAUGGUUUUGUAGAUCCGCAGACAAAACGUAAGAGGCUGAUUCCUUUGGAAGUUUUUGCCAAAGGAGAUGAGGCUCCUACUUAUGGUAUUACUUUGGAAGAUGAUGGAAGAGGAGCGGCAGCAACUGUGCUUCCUUUUACGUCUUAUGGUACAUUAGCUAUGGCUCGAGAGGAAUUUGACGCAAAUAGUGCCAGUUCACAAUUCUUUUGGCUAUUAUUUGAUCCAGAACUAACACCUGCAGGAAGAAACUUGUUGGAUGGUAGAUACGCAGUAUUCGGUUAUACUAUAAAUGGCCAAGAAUAUCUUCAAGAUUUCAAAGUCGGAGACUAUGUGGAACAAGCAAAAGUAACUAAAGGGAUCGAAAACUUGAAGCAGCCUGCAGAAUGAAAAAGGAUACGUCCGUGUGUGGGGGUAAAGAAAUAAAUGUCAAAUUAAAAUU